CAGAGGGGAGGGCUUUGGAAUACGUAGCAUUUAGUCUAACAAAAGACGCAUUUAUCAGUCAUAACUCUUCCUAUUCUUAUAACCUAAAUUCAGAAUAAGAUAUAUAUUGUAUAAGAGAUUAAAUAUAAUGGCAGCGAUGGUAGGACUGGCGAUGAAUCCGCCGCAUACGACAGACGAAAGGGCUGUUUUCACGCAGCUGAAGCCGGUGAGGAUGCCUGCAGCGGAUGGCGUUGAGGAAGCGGCCGUGUUUGAGGACGUCAAACCCGGGAUUCGAUUAGAGUUGGACAAAUACCUGCCGGAGGUCAACGGUCCUCUGCUGAGUAACCUGAUCGACACCGUGGAGAGGAAGCACCGACGAGGCAGCGCCUCCUUGGUCGACGAGUUCUUCUCGGACGACAAAAGUGUGACCCCUUACAGCCUCAACAUCAACGUCAUCCUCCCCAACACCACCCACCUCCGCACAGGCCUCUACCGGCCCAACAACAAGACUCUGUCGGUGCAGCAGAUCAAGACGGAGCCCGGGCUAGAGGUGCCCUGCUCCAUCACCUCCUCCAGCACCCAGGCCCUGCCCGACUUCACCUCCGUGUUCAGCGUGCCGCCUGUCGUCAACAACGUCUUCAUCAAACCAGACAUGAGCUUAGGGGUAGUGAAUGUGUCCACAUCAUCCCAACAGCACCACCACCAGCACCAGCACCAGCAACAGCACCAGCAACAGCACCAGCACCAGCAUCAGCACCAGCAUCAGCACCAGCAAAAUAUGGACACGGAGCUCCACAUCGGCCCCCCGGCCCCUCAGUCGCAGGUCUACCACAUGCCUUUAUCCAGCUGUGGGGACCUCACCAUGACUCUGUCCCACAGCAGCCCGUCAACACACGCCUCAGCGAGCGGCAGGACCAUGCUGAACCUUGGCAACGUCGCAUUGCAGACAAACAACGGCAACUACAUGAUGGCCGAGCACCAGGUACAGCAGCAUCAUGGUUAUUACCAGGCCUCUCCGUCACACACAGCGCCACACAGCCUGCCCCCGUCCCCCCCCAACUCUCAGCCGGGGAGUCCAGACAAUCAGGCGGAGCUGCUGAGUUUACCGCCGCAGCUCCACCUGGCCUACCAGCAGCGCCUGGGAGGGAUGAAGGUGACGGGGCUGUCUCCACAUGCCAUGCUGAUGACACACGGCCAGGGGGUCCUGACGGGCCCCAAAUACAACAGGCGGAACAACCCGGAGCUGGAGAAGAGGAGGAUCCACUUCUGUGACUUCCAAGGCUGCUCCAAAGUUUACACAAAGAGCUCCCAUCUGAAGGCUCACCAAAGGACGCACACAGGUGAGAAGCCGUACCGCUGCACAUGGGAAAGCUGCGACUGGCGUUUCGCCCGGUCAGACGAGCUCACCCGACACUACCGGAAACACACCGGAGCGAAACCCUUCAAAUGCAUCGCCUGCAGCCGCUGCUUCUCCCGCUCCGACCACCUGGCCCUGCACAUGAAGCGCCACCAGAACUAACAUCUGGAUGUACACAAACCAUCCCAUAAUCACACACAAACACGGCAGGAUCCACACACCUGAACAGACACAAAAUCAUCCCUGUGGAGCCGUGGAGCUCCAUGGUAACACACCUUGAUUGAUAGCAGAGAAAAUAACAGAGACUUUGGUCAAUCCAUGGUGGACAUUUGAAGGGAAAUGGGAGAAAAUUCAAAAUUAAAAGCAAGUUUUUAAUGAAGGUUCUGGUUUAUUCAAUGAGACUCGGCUAUUAUGGUUGGAUAGCAUAUUCUUCCAGACUAGUAGAACAGUUCAAAAUACACAUUUAGAUGUUUAUUUGACAAAUGGUGUCUAUUUGUGUCUUAAGAUGUCUUCUCGAUUCACAAAAAAUAGCAUCAAUCUUCUAAUAUUAAAGUAUUGAACUGCCUCAUUUGCAUAUCAUAAGGUACAAUUGGCAAAAACUUGUACCUAACUUGGAAAGUGUUAUGUUUGUAUAUCAGGUACAAAUCUGGCCUUGUGUUAUUCUGCUGCUUUUUCUCUUCUCAUGGAAACAGAGGAAGUGGUUUCUGGCGGUUGUGAACAGAACCGUCACGGCGCUAUUAUACGCAAUAUUUCUGCUAUCAGUCAACACAGUGUUUGCUGAACAUUUAACAGCAGAGCUAAUGAUCUACCCGGGACUCCGAGAUGAUUUUCUGUCUGUUCUCAUCACUGAAACAGAUUUAAAACACACGUACACACACUUCACAUCAGAACAUUUGGGACUUCUUCUGAUUACAACCUGGAAACAACAUGAACUGUCUGUUGUCCAACAAAUCUGCCACCACCUCCAUCUUUGAUCAGUUUCCGUCUUUUCUCAUUUUGAGAUAUGAACUUUAAAUGACAGGUUCGUCCUGCCUUUGUAAAUACUUGUUUAUACAUGUGUGCAUAUGUAUGUGUGUGUGUGUGUGUGUGUGUGUGUGUGUGUGUGUGUGUGUGUGUGUGUGUGUGUGUGUGUGUGAAUACAAUGAAUGUAUUGAGAUUUAUACUUGACAUCCCUUUUUUUUUCUACAUCAAACGUUGUAAAAUUCCAUGUUGUGAUUUAAUCUCCCUCUAAGGGCCCUUUACAAAAAACUCAACAGACUUUCAGAGAACUGGAAAAGUUAAUAAUCUGCCUGUCAUGCUUGUUUCGGCACAGGUAAUACCUGUCGAUCUCACAGCGGAGCGAUUUGCCAAUGUUUGUAUCCGUGAUAUUACCUGUUGCCACAGCGACCAGCUCCUCUGACGACAGUUUCUAUUCAGUGCUGUGUUCCCCCCGUGUUUGUUCAUCACUUGAACUAAAGAAAGAAAGACAGAAAUGGGUGGAUAGACCUGUUGUGUAAUCGUUCCUGAUUGUGUUUUUAAAUGUAGGCUACAGUGCGGUGGGUAAAUUGCACUCACGGAUUGCAGAGUCCUGUUAACUGGCUGAACGACAGGUUAACGUGCACCUGAUGCGCGGUAUUAAUAGUCACUUGUGGCGGCUGCUUUUAAAGUAUAUACAUUUUUUGAAAGCUCUGGGAUGCCCACGCAUUUUUGUGCAGUGAUGUAUGCUUUAAAACGACAGGAAUUACAAGAGGGGGGGAAAUGUUGCUCAGUACAAAAAGGAUUCACUCUAUAAACUGAACGUGAAAAAUCCUCAUCCACCAUUUCUCUUUUAGAUUAAAUAACAUUAAAGUUAAAAUGAAAGAAAUUAAAAUCAUUGUUCAUUUGUAAAUUUAAACAUCCCAGUAUGAAAUCUCUCUUGAUACAAGGCAAGCUAUUUCUUAAUUUACUCUUUUUUUGUUAUUCUGUGUAAUAACUUAAUUGAAGUCUUCCAAUGGAGCUCAUGGAUGGAUCCAUGCCAUUUAUUUUACAAAAAUACCGAAAUUCAACGAUUUGGAGGCUGGCAGUGAAUUAUGGCUAACUGCUUUAUUGUGAACCAAUAUUUUUAGAAGCCUGAUUUUGACUUUCCUUCACUGUUUCAAGCACGUUUAAGUCAUUAAAACAUAAGAUCUGUUGCCCCCAGUAAUGCCCACAAUGAUACAUCAUGCCUGCAGCUCAAAUUUUCUUUCAGCACCGGAAAUAUUUAUUCGGUUAAACGGGUCAUAAAAUGUUAUAUUGUAAGAACAGUUCUGCCUGUUCACCUGCGCCACCUAUUAAACUAACAGUAGAAGCAUCUAGUGAACGUUGCCAUUAUCGCCCCCUACAGGCAAAGAUAAUAAUAACUCCUGUAAUUGCACCACCUGCAGGCAGUGAAUGUUAGCGGUGAAUUUUGUUGUUUGUUUCCUCGUAAAUUAAACCUUUUUCUGGCACUUGACCAUCAGAAAACAGCACUAACAUACACAAAUGCAAAUUAAUUUACAUUAACAGUUCAAAGACAGAAAUAUUGGUGGUAUUUUGUGUCUAUUCGGCUUCUUUUGUCCUCUCUUUAAAGCUUUAAAUUAAAAAAAUUCAACCUCAAAAACACUAUCUAUAUUAACAAUUGCAGUUGUACUUUUUGCCCGUAUGGAGCAGACCACAAUGUCUACGUUUAUAGUUUUUUUUAACUUCUGAUGCUGGUAGUUUUAUUGCCUGUAGGUGGCGCUGGUUGGACUGGACCUGCCGCUCUGAACUGAUUGAACGAUACUGCCUGAGUUGUUAAAGAUAUUUUGUUCUUCGCCCUUUUAAAAACUCAAACUUUAGGAGCAGAAACUUGUCAUUUCUUUAACAGUUAUAUUUUUGUGAUGCAGGAACGUUUAGACUGUAGCUUCUACCCACCCUGUACUCCAUAAAAACAAGCGUUUAUCGACAUAUUAUUAUUUCAACUCUUUGAUUGUCUUAAUUUUACUUCUAAACGUUUCUCUCCAAGGAAACCAGUUCUCCUGCCUCUCUCUCGGGGGCGCGGACCACCCACUGUGUAAAUAUCUGUAGUUUAAACAGAAGACUUUGUAAAUAUUUGUUUGGUUUUAUUUACUAUUAUAAUAUUAAUAUUUUUUUUCUUUUUUAACUAAUGGGAUUUAGAUCAGUUGUAUGUGAAUAUGUGUUAAAUUUGUUUUGAUACUUAUGUUUAAGAGAAUGUAUCAGUUUAUGUACAAUUGAUGAGAACAACAAUGGUGUAUUUACUGUUUUCUGUUUGUGAAAAAAGUUGCAAUGAAAUAAUAAAAAGAUUCAUAAA
Messenger RNA from Trematomus bernacchii (emerald rockcod), 4622 nucleotides. It is a transcript of the gene klf5l, whose product is annotated as Kruppel-like factor 5 like. The record is from RefSeq and is a predicted model, not a curated record. Gene Ontology annotation, biological process: regulation of transcription by RNA polymerase II. The transcript has 4 exons. Gene Ontology annotation, molecular function: RNA polymerase II cis-regulatory region sequence-specific DNA binding; DNA-binding transcription factor activity, RNA polymerase II-specific. Lineage: Eukaryota; Metazoa; Chordata; Actinopteri; Perciformes; Nototheniidae. Bases 128 to 1498 code for a protein of 456 amino acids.